Molecule: messenger RNA, 2010 nt
Organism: Poecilia reticulata (guppy)
Lineage: Eukaryota; Metazoa; Chordata; Actinopteri; Cyprinodontiformes; Poeciliidae
Product: BTB/POZ domain-containing protein KCTD12-like
Biological process (GO): protein homooligomerization; regulation of G protein-coupled receptor signaling pathway
Cellular component (GO): presynaptic membrane; postsynaptic membrane; signaling receptor complex
Molecular function (GO): protein binding
Source: RefSeq, a predicted model, not a curated record
UGAAAGAUUAAAUAUUAUGUCUGUUGUUUGGGUGAGGUUUGUGACAGGAUGGGUUUUAUGUAAUAUGAUGAAAAGUUUCAGAACUUCUGCUAAAUGGUUCAAGGAGUGGCCUUUGCAACAAUGCAGACCUUAGGAAUUACAGCAGACGUGAUCCAGUUUAUGUCUUGCCAUAAAGAUGUUACAGCAAGCAACACGAAUGUCUAUAAAUCAGCUGCAGUUUGAAAAUGAUCCAUGCACAAAUCACAAAUCUUUAUUUUGGGAAGAUUGACUCAUACGUCUGCUAUUCUAGAUAAUUGUUCUUUCGGUUUGUUUGUUAGUUAGUUACUUCAAGACCACGACACGGAGAAAAGGUUCCAUGUGCUGCUGAGAAUUACAUAUGAAAUAUAUGAAAAUAACGUUGAGGAUUACAGACGACCCCUGAAUGCAGCACGACUUUUUUUUUUUCUCGGAGCUUUCCGCUGAACAGUUAACGUCUCUGCUGGCCGUCCUCCUCCUCCUCCUCCCACACAGCCCCAGCCACUAUAAACAUUACUGUACUCUCAGGAUCCUGAGGUCAGCAACUGGGACCCUGUAGGGAGAGGGAGGCAGAGAUGGCUCAAAGUUCAACUUUCCCUGAAGUAGUGGAGCUCAACGUGGGUGGUCAGGUGUAUGUGACCCGUUUCGAGACUCUCACCGCGGUACCCAGAUCUCUCCUGUGGACCAAGUUCACCCAGUACACUCCAGCCGACCUGCCUAAAGACAGCAAGGGCCGCUUCUUCUUUGACCGGGACGGCUUUCUGUUCCGCUACAUUCUGGAUUACUUACGGGACUCGGAGCUUUUUCUGCCGGAGUUUUUCAAAGAGAGAAAGAGGCUGCAGAGAGAGGCGGACUUCUUCCAGCUACCGGAGCUGUCGAGGCGACUGGCGGCGGCCAGUAAAGACAGCUCCUCCGCGGAGGACAGCGGGGAGCCGGAGGAGGUUGAACUCACCAGCCCGGUCACCUCCUCCUCCUCCUCGGAUAGACCUCUGCGCUCUCCGGGGGGAAACUCCGGCUACAUCACCAUCGGGUACAGAGGCACAUACACCAUCGGCAGAGACAUCCAGGCGGACGCCAAGUUCCGCAGGGUUGCCAGGAUAACGGUGUGCGGAAAGAUCUCUCUGGCCAAGGAGGUUUUCGGGGAGACCCUGAAUGAGAGCCGCGACCCGGACCGGCCCCCGGACAAAUACACGGCCCGCUACUACCUGAAGUAUAACUUUUUAGAGCAAGCGUUUGACCGGCUGGCGGAGACCGGCUUCCACAUGGUGGCCUGCAACUCCACCGGGACUUGCUCUUACGGCAGCAACGACCCAUCGGAGGACAAACUGUGGACCAGCUACACGGAAUACGUCUUCUGCCGAUGAGCUGGUGGACCCCGCGACUAACCAGCAGCUUUGGGAGAAAUAACAAGAGUUGUUAUUUCAAACAGUUACAGAAAGUUAAUUAAACAUAAUACCAGUGCCAGCUUUGCCUUUAGAUUCAGGUUCUUGGUUUGCAAGAGUAGGCUCAGACAAGAUUAUCUGCAGCAACAAAAAAACAAAAAAAAAAAACUUCAAACUCCUUCAUAAAUCUCUCCACUAGAAGCAACUACAAGCGAGACUUUUCAGAUAUUAUUACUGGGUUUUUUGGGUUUUUUUUUUUUUUUUUUGCGCUACUGGCCUCAUGGCCUUGAUGGCUUUUAGAGAAGCUGCUUUGUUCUUAAAUACAUGACAAGUUUUCUCCCGAGAGUGGCAGAAAUGUUAGGAACUACCCCAGCACGCUCUUCGUCGGUGUUUUACUCUCUAAUGUCGCUGUGGAGAUGCUUGAGGAACAUACUCACUAGAAUGUGCACUGUAUACAGUCUGGGUUUUCACUAUGCCAUCAAGUCUUACAUGUUGUGUGUUGCCUUAAUUUUCUUUUUCUUUUUGACACUUUGACGUGUUUUUUUGUGCUUUGAGAUUAUGUAAAGUUAUUUUAUUCAAAACACAGCAAAUAAAGUGUGAUAUUUUAACACUA